Messenger RNA from Spea bombifrons (plains spadefoot toad), 1413 nucleotides. It is a transcript of the gene SHBG, whose product is annotated as sex hormone binding globulin. The transcript is spliced from 9 exons. Lineage: Eukaryota; Metazoa; Chordata; Amphibia; Anura; Pelobatidae. Bases 1 to 1401 code for a protein of 466 amino acids. The record is from RefSeq and is a predicted model, not a curated record.
AUGCCAAGAGCAGGUGAACCACAAGAUGACCUUCCUAGUAAAGGUGACCAGAUUGAACCGCUAAAAUUCAUGCAAAACAUCUGCAGGAAACAGAGAGACCAAAUACAAGAAUGUGUUAUGUUUGAAGCCAAGGCUGGGCAUCUAAGACCUGUGAAAAUGAGCUGGAUAUCACUGUCUGUCAUUCUUUUCCUUUUUACCCAUGGGAAGAUCACGGCCGGAACCCCUCUCUCCAUCCCCAGUCAGGACACCUCUCUUCCAGAAAAGGUCUCCUGUUUUUCUGGAAAGCCCAUAAGGUCUUCAGACAGUCUGUACCUGGGGAAUGGAGAUGGAAAGAACGUUCUGCGCUUGGAAUUCCAGCUCUCGGAUUUAACAAGUAACCUGUCCUCCUUUGAUCUGCGAACUUAUGACUCAGAAGGUGUAAUUUUCUAUGGGGAUGUUGGGAAGGGUAACUGGUUUGUGCUUGGAAUACGAGAAAAGAAGCUGGAGGUUCAGAUGAGCAACAAUCAUGGACAGAUGGUUUUGUCCAAGUGGGGUCCUGAUGUGAGUGAUGGCAAAUGGAGAAAGGUGACCGUGGACAGCAGUAUUAACACUAUAGAAGUGAGAGUGGAUGGAGAGGUGGUGGUACAGCUAACCCAUCACGUGAACACCCAGUUAUCAUCUCCCGAUCACUCCACACUUGCCAUAAUCCUGGGUGAUCUACCAACUGGGAGCAACCUCCAACUUUUCAGGCCGCUGCAACCUACUUUGGAUGGGUGCAUGCGUAACUGGGCCUGGGUGAAGAAGCACACGCAGGCCCUGGAUGCUGCCAUGGUAGAAAACGAAAACCGGCGGUGUUUUGACAAGGAAGAGCCUGGCUCAUUUUUCCCAGGCCACGCAUAUGCCAUCUUUAAACCAGACGCAUUUCAGUCGAUGGACAAUGAAACAUGGGGGCUGUCUGUCAAGGUCUCGUUCCGAGUCAUAGACCAUGGUGGAGUUCUGUUGGCAUUAUUUGGAUCUGGAAAUGCCAAAGCAUUAACAAUAACCCUGGACUGGGAGAAGCAGGUUCUGUUUGUUGCCGUCUUUGAGAAACUCACGGGCUCUGUGAUGUUUCCAGUGGAUUUGUGUCCGGGACACUGGCAUUCUGCUGAUAUCCUAAUCCAGUCAAAUCAGAUGGUUCUCAAAACAGCAGAGGCAACAUCAUCGUGGAAUAUUGACCCUAUAGAUUUUAAGGCCUUGGAAGAUAAAUGGUUUGAUCCUACUACAGAGAUUAGUGUUGGAGGCUUUCCAGAACAUUCAGUUAAACAGGAACCACGUUUCUCCGGAUGUCUGAAGAUAUCUCUUCAAGGCAAAGACUUAGACCUGGACACAGCUCAUUACAAACACCCUCAUGUCCGCAGCCACAGCUGUCCCCUAGUGUUAUAGAAAAGAAAUAAA